AUGCUCUUUUAUCUCACCACCCUCAACCUUGUUCAUGUCCUGAAGAAGGAAUGCCCCAAAGCACCAGAACAUCCAACAAAUGAGACAUUCAAUAUUAUAGAGGCCUGGAAGCAUUCAGACUUCUUAUGCAGAAACUACACUCUCAAUGGCUUGGUUGACUCCCUCUACAAUGUCUACUCUUCAUUCAUUACAACAAGAGGGUUGUGGGAGGUACUUGAGAAGAAGUACAAGACUGAAGAUGCUGGAACAAAGAAAUUCAUUGUUGCUAAGUUUUUAGAUUUCAAAAUAAUUGAUUCUAUUACUGUUAUUAAUCAAGUUGAAGAACUUCAAAAGUUUUUAGAUUUCAAAAUGAUUGAUUCUAUUACUGUUAUUAAUCAAGUUGAAGAACUUCAAAUCCUCAUCAAUAAAAUCCAUGUUAAGGGAAUGAUGUUCAAUGAAGCAUUUCAAGUUGCUUCCAUCAUUGAAAAGUUGUCUCCUUCAUGGAAGGACUUUAAGAACUAUUUGAAACAUAAACGCAAGGAAUUGUUGAUGGAGGAUUUGAUAGUAAGGCUUAGGAUUGAAGAAGACAACAGAAAGAAUGACAAAUUUGUUGGCAAGUCAUUCAUGGAAGCCAAGGCCCAUAUUGUGGAAAGAGAGUGCUCCAAUAAGAGGAAACUUCCCUUCAACAAUAGAAAGAUGAAGAAACCUGCCAACAAUAAGCCUGGUAAUAAGAAGAUCAAAGGGGUUUGUUAG
Vitis vinifera (wine grape) is the source of this 732-nucleotide messenger RNA. RefSeq lists its product as uncharacterized. Lineage: Eukaryota; Viridiplantae; Streptophyta; Magnoliopsida; Vitales; Vitaceae. The coding region runs from base 1 to 732 and encodes 243 amino acids. The record is from RefSeq and is a predicted model, not a curated record. The transcript has a single exon.